CUCCGGCCCGCCCGCCCGCCUCCUGGGCCGGCGUCAAUGGGGUGGAUGGUGUGCCUGGCUUGAGCUGAUGGGAGACGCGGGGCCUGGGAAGAUGCCGCUGGAGCCGGGUGUCGAUUUGAAGAUGAGUCCCAGGCUAGAGGUGAAGGUGGCCUCCCUCGCCUUGCUGCUGGUCCUGACCGUGCUGUGCGGGCUCUUGCCGGUGUGCGUCAUGAGGGUUGUGGCCGGCGGCUGUGUGGGCGCAGGCCAUCGCCGCGUUCUCAGUCUGCUCAGCUGCCUGGCUGGUGGGGUGUUCCUGGCCACCUGCCUCCUGGACCUGAUUCCGGACUUCCUGUCGGACAUGGCUGCAGUGUUGGACAAGAUGAAGAUCACCCUGGAGUUCCCCCUGCCAGAAUUCAUCGUCGCCAUGGGCUUCUUCCUGGUGCUGAUCAUGGAGCAGAUCACACUGGCCUGCCGGGACCAGAUGGCAGACACUGACGAGCAGAGCAGGUCCCUGUUGGGCCAUCCGUCGCCCCCGGAGAACCCUUCCUUCCAUUUCCACGUGGACUUCAACUCCCACUCGGCCAUCCGUUGCGUGGUGCUUGUGCUGGCACUCUCCCUACACUCAGUUUUUGAGGGGCUGGCGCUAGGCGUGCAGGAGACGGGCGCCAGAGUGGUGGAGAUCUGCAUUGCCCUGUCCGUUCACAAGUGCAUUGUGGCCUUCAGCCUGACUCUGAAACUGGUGCAGAGCAGGCUGAGGUUGGCAGUGGUGGUGGCUUGUGUUGUGACCUUUGCUGUCAUGUCACCGCUGGGCAUCGGGGUGGGCAUUGUGCUGACCGAGGACUCCAGCCACCAGCUCGUCCGCGCUGUGCUGGAGGGCAUAGCUACUGGCACCUUCAUCUACAUCACCUUCAUGGAGAUUCUACCCCACGAGCUCAACUCGCCCCACCAUCGUAUCCUCAAGGUCGUAAUGCUUAUCCUGGGUUUCUCCCUCAUUACCGGUGUCCUCUUUAUCAAGGUGUGAGGAGAAUGAGCUGAAGGUACAUUCCUGUGUCUCCUCUCUUCCCAUCACUCGGAUUCUUUGUUUUAACCCCACGCCUCCAUUUGGCUUCCUGUGGUCUGGCAAGUGGUCAUUCAAUUUCCCACUACAGCUGGCCUCUCCUCUCUCUCUCUCUCUCUCUCUCUCUCUCCUUCACUCAUCUCAGUCCCUCUCUCACUCUGUCUAAUCUCUCCCCUUACCCUCUUACCCUCUCCCCUCCUUUUCUCUGAUUUCUUUCUCU
Messenger RNA from Hypanus sabinus (Atlantic stingray), 1256 nucleotides. RefSeq names its product solute carrier family 39 member 1 (gene slc39a1). Gene Ontology annotation, biological process: zinc ion transmembrane transport. The record is from RefSeq and is a predicted model, not a curated record. Gene Ontology annotation, molecular function: zinc ion transmembrane transporter activity. NCBI's taxonomy places the organism in Eukaryota, Metazoa, Chordata, Chondrichthyes, Myliobatiformes, Dasyatidae. The transcript is spliced from 3 exons. Gene Ontology annotation, cellular component: plasma membrane. The coding region runs from base 68 to 1000 and encodes 310 amino acids.